AUGCCAAAACACCCUCAAGAAGUCCCGCCCGAGGAGGAGUCUAGUCUGGUUUAUUUUCUGGAAGUGAGAAACUUUCUGUCGCGUUUAAAGCAGAACCGGAGCCAGUAUCUGAACUCGAAGGAUGUUAUGUCGACAUACCAGCAAGUGCUGACUAAAGUACGGGAGCUCGACGCAAUCCGGAAAUCAAGCCACCACAGGCCAGCCAACAGCGCCACGACACUGAUCCACAACGUGGAACUUCAUAACAGGGUUGAUUCGGUCUUAGACGAUGUGUUCCAGCUUCUAUCUUUGAGCUUUCUGACGGUAGGACUCAAGAACUCUGCGCCCGCGACGUACGCAUCGCUCAGCACUGUGCAGCGGCUUUUGGAGCACCUUGACGAGUCCAACGUCUUUACACACCAUGACCUGCGACCCAUUAAGGAGCGGUUGGACGAGAUUUCGGAAAUCGUCUCCCAAAGCUCGUAUCUGGAUGGGACUGAGAUAUCUGAUGGUCGUAUCGACUUCGCCAAGAUUCAGGACGAGAAGGACCGCAACAAGAUCGAAGAGGACUUGUUGUUGCGCGCCAAAUUGCAGCACUGUCUGCAGGAGUACGAGCACAUUGAGUCCAAGCUCGAAGAGAUCGACCCUCGCCUUCAGAGUACCAUGGAGAAACUGUUCCAGUUGAGACGUGGUCUACUGUCGCUUGCGGCCUCAACUAAGCGCAACGCGAUGUCGAAGCAAGGCGUCAAGACGCCAGAUUCCCUGCUGCCGCAGGAAGGUAUCAAGCAGAGACUCCACGAACUAGAGGCGGAACUAACUGAAAUUGAAUCCCACCGAGAUUCAUCCGGUAAAUUUGUGUCCCUGGAGACCGGCGAAAUCGCUGGAAAGGGGCAAAACGUACUAAAUGGGCUUUUGGAUGAUUGUCAUGAUCUAAUAAAUGAUCUGUCGCACCACGCGAAUAACUUCGUCUCUUUAGAUUCCAAACUACAGCCUAUUUACGACAACCUUAUCGACAUCAAAACCACUCUCGAAAACCUCCUGGUAACCAGGCGCUGGACUCUCAGAGAGACAGACUUGUUCUCGUACCAAAAAAGACUCUCAGAGAUAGACAAGCUGCGGGUUGGCGGCAAAUUUCCAACCGAGAACGCUGACGCCAAGGGACAGGCCAUCCUGUUGUAUCUUCUGCGUCGAUGCUACGCCAUAAUCUAUAAACUGCUGGAAUGUUCAGAACCCGUCUCGGAAGCGCUCCAAAAGAUCCACAACCAACUCUCCACUGUACGUCGUUGUCUGCUGGAACUGAAGCGCAUGGGUGGUGUCGAGAACGACCGUGAGCUUUAUCCUUAUCAGAUGAAGCUUGCGUCUCUCGAUAACGUCCGUGUCGAUGGCAAGUUCUACGAUGAGGAUGGCAACAUCCCCGAGGGUCAGGGCACGCUAAAUGCUCUUCUCGCUGAAUGCUUCGAUAUCCUGCACGAGCUUAAGAUUGAGGCGGAGGAGCGCGAAACUCCAGAGGAUCCUCAAGAUGACGAGGAAGCUGACGAUGAUCACGAUCAUGCGGGCUCAAUCCAUGAGGGUUCUAGUGCUAAAGGCGAGGCCACUACUGCUGACAGUCAUGCUGCCGCGGCCGCGGCAGCAGCUCCUAAAAAGCCUAAAGCAAGAUACUUAGAUGCCUCCAGGCCGUAUUCACACGACGACGAUGACGAAGGCGACGGCGACGGCGACGGCGACGACGAGUACACUACUAACUACAGCGAACAUAGUUAUGAAGAUGACGAGGACGAUUACGCAACAACCAGCCACGCGGAAGAUUGA
Lachancea thermotolerans CBS 6340 is the source of this 1788-nucleotide messenger RNA. RefSeq names its product Cub1p (gene CUB1). The record is from RefSeq and is a predicted model, not a curated record. NCBI's taxonomy places the organism in Eukaryota, Fungi, Ascomycota, Saccharomycetes, Saccharomycetales, Saccharomycetaceae. Bases 1 to 1788 code for a protein of 595 amino acids. Gene Ontology annotation, cellular component: cytoplasm; nucleus. The transcript has a single exon.